Molecule: messenger RNA, 1029 nt
Organism: Protopterus annectens (West African lungfish)
Lineage: Eukaryota; Metazoa; Chordata; Ceratodontiformes; Protopteridae
Product: trace amine-associated receptor 9-like
Exons: 1
Coding region: 1-1029 (342 amino acids)
Biological process (GO): G protein-coupled receptor signaling pathway
Cellular component (GO): membrane
Molecular function (GO): trace-amine receptor activity
Source: RefSeq, a predicted model, not a curated record
AUGAAUUCUUCUCACGUGGAAGCAGAAACAGAGAAGCUAUGUUACGAAAAUGUCAAUGGAUCAUGCACUAAAGUCUCACGUGUUUUUUUCGAGCAGAUAUUCCUUUAUAUUGCAUUCACGUUUGGUAUAGUUGUCUGUGUCAGUGGAAAUCUGUUGGUGAUCAUCUCUGUUUUCUACUUCAAGCAGCUGCAUUCUCCCACUCACUUCCUGGUCAUGUCAUUAGCACUAGUAGAUUUUUUACUGGGAUUUGUAGUGAUUCCAUUUAGUGCUGUCAGAUUCAUUGAAUCUUGUUGGUAUUUUAGUGAUUAUUUCUGCAUACUUUACACAUGCAUUGAUAGCAUAUGUAGUUUGGCAUCUAUUUUUCAUCUUUGUUUUAUAUCUAUAGAUCGUUACAUUGCAGUUAGUGAUCCUUUAAUUUAUCCUGUCAAAUUUUCUGUACCAGCUGCUGGAUUCUUAAUAUUUCUCAGCUGGGUCUUGGCCAUCACUCCAACAUUAGUCAUAGUUUACCCAAGUACAAACAAUAAUGGACGGGAGGAAUUUGUUGCAGACCUCCCAUGCAAAGGUAGCUGUCAAAUAACAAUUAAAAGGCCACUGGUAAUCCUAAACUUGAUAAUGUUUGGUGUUCCACUAAUAGUAAUGCUGGUUAUGUACUCACACAUUUUUUUGAUUGUAAAGAAGCAAGCUAGGAUGAUAGAAAACACAGCUGGUAAAGGAGAAAGAGUAGAAACAUAUUAUAAUAGAGUAGCUAAAAGAGAAAAAAAGGCUGCAAAAACUUUAGGUGUAGCUGUUGGCGCAUUUACAACAUGUUGGUUACCUUUUUGUAUAGGUACAGUGACUGAUGUUAUAUUUAAUGUUUCUACACCACUAACUGCCUAUCAAUUUUUUUACUGGCUGGCUUAUUUUAAUUCAGCACUGAACCCUUUGAUCUAUGCUUUUUUUUAUCCUUGGUUUAGAGAAACAGCUAACCUUAUUUUAACCUGCAAAAUUUUUAUAGCUGAUUACACUGACACAAAUUUAUUUAAAGAAUGA